Messenger RNA from Brachypodium distachyon (stiff brome), 1356 nucleotides. RefSeq names its product methyltransferase-like protein 22. Bases 62 to 1135 code for a protein of 357 amino acids. The record is from RefSeq and is a predicted model, not a curated record. Gene Ontology annotation, biological process: protein methylation. Gene Ontology annotation, cellular component: nucleus. NCBI's taxonomy places the organism in Eukaryota, Viridiplantae, Streptophyta, Magnoliopsida, Poales, Poaceae. The transcript is spliced from 10 exons. Gene Ontology annotation, molecular function: protein methyltransferase activity.
CUUCUUUGUCGGUUUGUCUCCAAGGAAACUGUGAAAGGCAAGGCGGAAGACAUCUUCUGCGAUGGAGGAAGCCCGGGGAGGAGGAGAGGCGGAGGAGCAGGUGAUGAGCGAGGUGCACCUGGGCUGCCCGCCGCGCUUCUCCGGGCUCUACCGCUCCCGCUUCACCUUCUCCUCCCGCCCGCUGCUACUACUACCAGAAUCAUCCGACGGUGGCGGCGGCACCGGCGGCGAGUGUAGUACCGGUGGGUGUGAACUGGUCGUGGCGUCAAGCAGCUCUUGUGAUUCUCCUGAUGCUGUCGCCGUGGAUGGCGACGGGGAUCUCGUUCUCGACAGGAGAAGGAAGAAAGAUAGGUCAGGGAGAAGAAGUGAGGAUCAUGUGCUCACCGUGCAGCACGGUAUCACCUCUUCGCUCAGGAGCGUCGGGCUUCAGGUUUGGAAGGCGGCGAUGCUGCUAACCGACUUCGUGCUGCACAAAAGCUUCACGUCGUCCGAGUUUGAUGGUGUUACUGCCGUGGAGAUUGGUGCUGGGACAGGGCUGGUAGGGUUGGUGCAAGCUCGAGUUGCUAGAAGAAUUUUCAUUACAGAUAGAGGCACUGAUAUCCUCGAUAAUUGCUUGGCUAAUGUCCGUCUCAACUCUAGCGUGUUAAAAUUUGAUGAAGCUAAAGUCCAUGUGCGAGAACUGGACUGGAAAUUUUCGUGGCCUCCGCCUGUGGGUACACGUGACGCAUCUGAUCCAAGUUCAAGAUACUUAUGGUCUACAAUUGAAAUCAAGGAGGCUGAGAAAGCAACCCUGCUAUUCGCUGCAGAUGUUAUUUAUAGCGAUACUCUCACCGAUUUGUUCUUUGGCACAGUGAGGAAAUUGAUGUCACACGGUGCUAACAAGGUGUUGUACUUGACCCUGGAGAAGAGAUACAACUUCAGCAUGGACGAACUGGACGUCGUGGCCAAUGGUUACAAGCACUUCCGAAGCUUCUUCGCGGUUCAAGAUGGAUGUGGAGACCUGGAUAAUGCUACAUCUAAACCAGGCGGUCUUGUGGGGGAGCAGAUAGACCUUGCAAGGGUUCCUCAGUACAUCAGAGAAUAUGACAGGGGCGAGGAUUUGGAGAUGUGGAAGCUCAUGUAUUGUCCAGAUUAAAAACAGCAGUUACUUUAGGAUUUAUAUACUCCAUCCUGAAUUAACUGACGUGGAUUUGUAUAAGAAUCUAUACAAAUCCACGUCAGUUAAUUCGGGACGGAGGGAGUAUGUUGGGUCAAACUCAAUUGUAACUUACCAUGUGAUUGUCCUCCAUGUAUCAUAUGACCACUAGUACCAUUUAUGCUCUUCUUGGACAAAUAUAUACUUGCAUAUUUCUUUCA